Molecule: messenger RNA, 3393 nt
Organism: Saprolegnia diclina VS20
Lineage: Eukaryota; Oomycota; Saprolegniomycetes; Saprolegniales; Saprolegniaceae
Exons: 11
Coding region: 1-3393 (1130 amino acids)
Molecular function (GO): protein binding
Source: RefSeq, a predicted model, not a curated record
AUGGCGACGCCGAGCGAUAUGCUCGGCAUCACGCGCCGAGCAGCGCGGCCGCGCGGCCUCACGAUUGAGAUCCCAUCGUCCAAGUAUUCGUCCAAGAUUCCGACGGUCCGGAGCCCUGCGCGCACGAGUCUGCAAGGCGGCGUGACGAUCGAGCGGCCGUUGACCGCCACCGACGACGUGGUGCGGCGCUACGUUUGCCGCGGCAGCGACCCUGCUAGUGUGACCUCGCUCGCGCUCGAGCUUCCGCCGGGGCAAUCGCCACGGAAAGGCCAGGUCAAGAUCAAGUCCAUCGAGAGUCUGCAGCCCUUCCCGAGCCUUUUGCACCUCAACUUGAGUGGGCAUGGCCUCACCAGCAUGGACGGACUCGAUGCGCUAUCGCAGCUGCGCUCGCUGCACCUGGCGCGCAACAGCAUCAAGGCCAUCCAGCUCCCGUCGCUCGAGCACUUGGAAAUCCUCGAUCUGUCGGGCAACUUUAUCUCGCAGCUGCCCAAAACCCUGCGACAGCUGCCGCGACUGCAGAUGCUCGACCUCUCGGGCAAUGCACUGGCGAUCCUCAAGCAAGUCGAUGUCUUGGUGCCAUUGAGCAACCUCCAAAAGGUGCUUUUCACAGCCAACCCGAUCGCGCAGCUCGAGAGCUACCGAGAGUUUGUCAUCUUUACCUUGCCCGGCCUCACGUCGGUGGACCUCGCCACGAUCACGGACCGUGAGCGCGAGAAGAGCCGAAAGCGCUUCAGUGGGUCGAUCUCGCUCGACGAGCAGCUCGACGCGGUCGGGAAAAAGCACUUUGCCGACCAGUGCGGCAUCGAGGCGCAGCGCGCAACGUUGGAAGCGGAAAACGUCCUGCUCAAGAACGAGCUGCAACUCAAGUCGGCGCUUUUGACCAACAAAUCCAAAGAGUGGUCGGCCGCCACCGAGCAGCUCCUCCAGCUGCAGCAGGAACUCGCCAUGGUGCACAUCGAUAAGCGGUCGGCCCACGACCCGUUUCGCCUUCUCCACCUCAAACAGCAACACCAACAGCAGCAUCCGCAGCGCAGUGCUUCUGCCAACGAUCACGACGCAUCGCCUGCCGACAACAGCGUGCACCAAACGAUCGGUGCCGAGUUCAACCGCGAGUACCUCCUCCAGAAGAUCCAGUCGCUGCAUACCGCCGAGGCGUCCAUGGCGGACGAGACGCGUCAGUUGGAGGCGACGAUGCUCGCUCUCCGCAACGAGAUCGUCGCCGUCGAUCAAGAGAUUUCCACCGUCAAGGAGUCGCUUCUCAAAGAGCAAGACGCCCACCGUCUUCACUUGUUCCAGCUGCCAGCGCCACCGCAGAGUCCAAAGUACUACUUUGACGACGGCAGUGCGCGCGCAGCAGAGCUCCAGACGCAGAUCGAGCUGGCGACAGCUGAGGUCAGUGAGAUCGAACGCCGGCUCGUGGCCAAGACGAGGGAGAUGCUCCAAGCCGACCUUCAGUACUCUCGUCACGCAAUGGUCGACAAGAACUACGUGCUCUUUGACAAGGAGGUCUCGGCCCUUACGCACAAGCUACAGCGCAUCACGACGCAGAAAGAAGAGUGGGCCGACGAGCUCCAAAAGCUCGAACGGCUUCCCAAGGCGCCAGUGUUGCGGCUCAAGGAGCUCCACGAAGGGUACCGCGUCCAGCCCAGUCCCCGGCAUUUGCUCCGGGACUCGUUCCGGCAGUGUCUGCCCGACGCAACCGGCUCAGAAGCCGACGCGAUGGACGAGACGAACGAGCAUGACGCUGUGAGCCCCAGUGGCCAGCAGCACCCGCUCAACCGGAUGCUCGUGAGCGAGAAGCUCGCCGUGCUCCACAGCCUUCAAGAACGCCGGUUCGAGCUCUGCGACCUCCUUCUCGGGUACGAGACGCAGUGGGAGGUACUCCAAGAAGAGCGCAAGGCGAUCGUCGCGGAGCUUUACAACGUCCAACACAACAUUUUGCCCUUUUGUCCCGACGCUAGCUACAAGUGCAUUGCCAGCGCCUUGUCCCACACGAACGAGAGACCCGAAAGCCCCGAUAUGACGGACCCCGCGAGCAUGUACGAGCGCCUCAAGCACGACGUCCUUGCGCACGUGAGCCAGCUCCUCUCGCACCCGCCAGGAUCCCCGCACCGCAUAUCGCUGCCCACCAACCACAACCCUAACACGCCGGUGCACAUUGUACUGGAGACCCACGGCAGCAACAACCAAGUGACGAGUCCGCACAAGGUCGACGUCACGUUCACGUACCAGUCCAAGUUUCAACUGGAAGCGGGUGCGUCGAUGCCAUCGCCGACGUUUGCGCAGCUCAACAGCAAGAGCCACCUGGCGCUGGAUGAAAAUACAAAGCUCUUGGUCGCGUGCAAGAAGCUGCAAUGGGCCGAGAAGCAGCAAGGCACCGAGUCGGCGACGCGGAUGGAUGUGGAUCCGGCCACGCAGCGCCUCAAGAGCCGGCUCGAAGUCACGCUGCUCUCGGCGACGAACCUGCCGUGCACCCGCCGGCUCAGCGCCACGUGCGACCCGUACGCGCUCUUGCACCUCGAGCACCAAAACCGGGACAGUGGGGCGUGGGAGCGGGACCACCCGACCAAAGCGCUCCGGAGCAACACGCGCGCCAACACGCUCUUUCCCGUGUGGGACGAAGAGUUUGUGUUUGCGCCGAUCGAGUCCAUGUCGACGCGGCUCGUCAUCACAAUCAUGGACGACAAGAAGGCGUCCGACCGGCACGAAGUCCUCGGCGAAACCAAGAUUGAGCUGCGCACGCUAUGGGAGCAAAAGCGCGUGACGUCGUACUUUGCCAUUGCGCUCAAGACCAAGUCGCGCGAGCCUGCCCACGUCCGACUCCGUCUACGCUUUCUCUACAACCGCGUUGAUCGAUUACGGCGCGUCGUCGACCGGCUCGUGCUUGCCUACAUUGAGCGGCGGCGGCAGCUCCCGACCUUUAUGUGCCGCGUGCACAAUAGCCACGAGAGCAACCAGGCGACUUCGCUCUCGCCGCACCAUUCGGCGUACGUGGUUCCGGUGGCGUCGCCGCCGACCUUUGGCCCGACGCGCAGCUACGCCACGCCGACGCGCUUUGGGUUUCCGUGCACGUCGCCAGUGCCACCGCUCUCCAAUCAAUGGGACACGUACAAAGAGAUCUUCUCGGCGAGGAAGAAGCUGGCGUACGUGCCGCCGCGGCGAGGCGACGGCUGCUUUGACAAAGACAGCAUUUACCGCCCGAGCCGACGGCAGUCGUCCGAGCCGGCUCCACCCCGCAAAGCGUCGGCGCCACCCAACGCCGACUUGCGCAUAUUUAAGCGGCCCGUGCAUCGUCCGCGAGAGGCCUCGCAGCGCGCCGACCGAUUUUUCGGGCUGCCCACCGGCCCAAGCGAGCACUACAAGCGCGUCUACGUCAAGUUUAACCCGAGUUAG